AUGGCUACCAACAUCACCACUACUUCACCCUACAUGCCCAACUUUAUGCUCAUCCGAUCCCUGUCCAUCGUACUGCUCUCGCUGGCCCUGGUCUUGGGACUUCCUGGAAACAGCUUUGUGGUAUGGAGCAUCUUGACCCAAAUGCGACGUCGCUCUGUCACUGCCCUUUUGGUCCUGAACCUGGCACUGGCUGAUCUGGCGGUGCUGCUCACGGCGCCUUUUUUCCUCCACUUUCUGGCCCGUGGCUUCUGGUCCUUUGGUCUGACUGGAUGCCGCCUCUGCCACUACAUCUGCGGAGUCAGCAUGUAUGCCAGCAUCCUCUUCAUCACAAUCAUGAGUCUCGAUCGAUCCCUGGCCGUGGCUCGCCCUUUCCUCUCCCAGAAAUUUCGAACCAAGACGGCUGCCUGGCGGGUCUUGGUGGGCAUCUGGGUGGCUUCCGCCAUUUUGGCAGUGCCUGUCAUUGUGUACCGGCAAGUGAUUCCUGUGGCAAAAGACAAAGAGAAAUGCGCAGCGAACUACUCCUCCCUGGGCCAUAUAGCUUUCCAUUUGCUGUUUGAGUCCAUCACGGGCUUUGUGCUGCCCUUCCUGGCGAUCGUGGGCAGUUACUCGGACAUCGGUCGGAGGCUGCAGGCCACUCGAUUCCGCCGGAGCCGCCGCACUGGGCGCCUGGUAGUGCUGAUCAUUUUGACCUUUGCCACCUUCUGGCUGCCCUACCACGCCGUGAACCUGGGAGAGGCUGCUAGAGCCCUGGGGGGGUACGGGAUAGGAGAGGGGCCAGCGGGGCAGAGACUGCAGGUAGCUCGCUAUGUUCUUAUUGCCCUAGCCUUCCUCAGUAGCAGCCUGAACCCUUUGCUGUAUGCCUGUGCCGGUGGCGGUCUGCUCCGCUCAGCCGGUGUCGGCUUUGUUGCCAAGCUGCUUGAGGGCACUGGCUCAGAGAUUUCCAGUACCCGGAAAGGGGGCACCCAGGUUCUAUCGCCCCGUGGUAACCCCAACAGUCCUCAGGAACCCGACCCAGCAGAGGGGCUCACUCUCUCCACCAACCCCAUUGACUGAAUGCCCGAGUAGAGCCUGGGGGCUUGGCAGUGAGCCCUUGCUGGGAUCAGCACCCCUUUUCCCAGGGCUGACGGAAGCAGGACGUG
This is a messenger RNA of Gracilinanus agilis (Agile Gracile Mouse Opossum), 1139 nucleotides long. RefSeq names its product leukotriene B4 receptor (gene LTB4R). Bases 1 to 1053 code for a protein of 350 amino acids. Gene Ontology annotation, molecular function: complement receptor activity; leukotriene receptor activity. The record is from RefSeq and is a predicted model, not a curated record. Gene Ontology annotation, biological process: complement receptor mediated signaling pathway; inflammatory response; phospholipase C-activating G protein-coupled receptor signaling pathway. Gene Ontology annotation, cellular component: plasma membrane. The transcript has a single exon. NCBI's taxonomy places the organism in Eukaryota, Metazoa, Chordata, Mammalia, Didelphimorphia, Didelphidae.